GCGGGGGCAAAUCUUCCUUUUGGCUUGGUUUUAAAGGAGGAGUAGGAGGGGGAGUGGUGCCUUAUCCAAUCCCUAAUAAAUUAGGGCGGUCAACAUUACCUUAUGCUACCAAACCAAAUGGUGGAAGUGAUGGGAUUGAACCCAUGUCCUUAAAAUUGUGGUUCCCUGACCUUAAAAGGUUCAAAGGAACUUCGAAACUUUCUUCCGAAGAACAAUUGUCUGCACUUUUACGAAUUAUGGCUCGUAAAACCAUAUCAAUUAAGGCUGAUAAACCUA
Ambispora leptoticha is the source of this 276-nucleotide messenger RNA. The record is from the annotation of a GenBank genome assembly. NCBI's taxonomy places the organism in Eukaryota, Fungi, Glomeromycota, Glomeromycetes, Archaeosporales, Ambisporaceae.